Messenger RNA from Athene cunicularia (burrowing owl), 1071 nucleotides. Its product is annotated as adaptin ear-binding coat-associated protein 2-like. Gene Ontology annotation, biological process: endocytosis. The record is from RefSeq and is a predicted model, not a curated record. The transcript is spliced from 8 exons. Gene Ontology annotation, cellular component: clathrin vesicle coat; membrane. The coding region runs from base 10 to 825 and encodes 271 amino acids. NCBI's taxonomy places the organism in Eukaryota, Metazoa, Chordata, Aves, Strigiformes, Strigidae.
UCCGCCGCGAUGGCGGCCAUGGCAGCGGAGGAGGAGGAGUACGAGGCGGUGCUGUGCGUGAAGCCGGCCGUACACGUCUACCGGGUGCCGCCGCGGGCCUCCAACCGCGGCUACAGAGCUGCAGAGUGGCAGCUGGACCAGCCAGCAUGGAGUGGCAGGCUGCGGAUCACAGCCAAGGGCAAGAUCGCUUACAUUAAGCUGGAAGACAAGACCUCGGGAGAGCUUUUUGCCCAGGCGCCGGUGGAGCAGUUCCCUGGCAUCGCUGUGGAGAGCGUGACGGACUCCAGCAGAUAUUUUGUCAUCCGGAUCGAAGAUGGGAACGGCCGACGUGCUUUCAUCGGUGUUGGCUUUGUUGACCGUGGGGAUGCUUUUGACUUCAACGUGGCUCUCCAAGACCAUUUUAAGUGGGUGAGGCAGCAGAGCGAGCUGGCCAAACAGGCUGAGAACCCUGAUCAGGGACCCAAACUGGAUCUGGGCUUCAAGGAGGGACAAACCAUCAAACUCAACAUUGCAAAUAUGAAGAAAAAGGAAGGAACAGCGGGGAACACCAGACCACGUCCUGCAGGUCCUGGGGGCCUGAGCUUGCUCCCACCACCUCCUGGAGGAAAAUCUUCCGCUCCGGUUUGUCCUUCUGGAGAGCGGCCAUCAUCGCUCUCUGUGCCCGCCCAGCUCCCGGGCACCCCCAUCACAGAUGCCCUCUUGGCCUGGCCGCAGCCCACUGCUGCUCCCGCUGCAGCCGCCGCUGAUGUCUGGGGAGACUUUGCCAAAGCUUCAGGAUCGGCUUCUAGCCAGACUCAGGCAAAUGCAGGCUGGGUUCAGUUCUGAUCCAGGCCCCUUGUCUGCUUUUUCCUGUGUGGGUGCUGGAAUCAUCGAGAUUCCUUCAGGACCAAAACUGGGGCUUUGGGACACCCUGCUCUUGCCCUUAAAUCUCUGGCAUCGAAAUGAUGAAAUAAAUGCUAGAGAGCAAAAGAACACGUGCCUUAAAACACUCCACACCAGCACCCUCCCCAUCGGGGGCCUUUUAUUUUCUGCCUGGAUUGCAGCAAACCUCUGAGGCUUCUCCUUUUCACA